Molecule: messenger RNA, 4543 nt
Organism: Clarias gariepinus (North African catfish)
Lineage: Eukaryota; Metazoa; Chordata; Actinopteri; Siluriformes; Clariidae
Gene: sh3bp4a
Product: SH3-domain binding protein 4a
Exons: 5
Coding region: 234-3122 (962 amino acids)
Cellular component (GO): cytoplasm
Molecular function (GO): protein binding
Source: RefSeq, a predicted model, not a curated record
CUCGAGCUCCUACAAAGGAGGGACCGACCCGAGUGUGAUCAGUUUACACACACACACACACACACACUGGCGUGUCUCCUCUCCCCGGAUCCCGGCAGGGGGUGCAAGCAGUUCCACCAAUAAAGCCUAAAACUUUGGGUUUGUGCAGUUUAACAUGGACAGCUGCCACUAACCGAACUUUACGCCCUGGGGCAAUGGAAGUGUGAGCAAGUCAGAGCGAGGAUUGUGACGUCAUGGCUGCCCAUCGCAUUCGCGUGACCAACAACAACGUCCUUCCACGAUGCAAGUCAGAAGGCACGCUAAUUGACCUCAGUGAGGAUGUGUCUGAGGCCAGCCUUACAGAAGUCAAAGUGCCUUCCCCAAGUGCCUUGCGGUUGGACACCACUGCAUCUUUUGGAACCGCACAGGAAGUAGUUGCCAUUAAGGACUACUGCCCCUCCAGCUUCACCACAUUAAAGUUCUCCAAAGGAGAUCGCCUCUAUGUGUUAGACACAUCUGGAGGAGACUGGUGGUAUGCCCACAACAACACAGAGAUGGGCUACAUUCCAUCAUCUUAUGUCGAACCCGUUGGCCAUCGGGAUUCUGGUCUCAGUGACAGCGGAAUGAUCGACAACCUAGGGGACUCCUCAGAUGAAGGUGUGAAGGAGUUAGAUCUGCUGGGAGAGUGGACGGGAAUGUCCCUUAAGCUCCCUCCACCCUACAACAGCAAAAAUAACCCCUUUUCUACAAAUCCGUUUCUUAACGGGACAGCACAGAAACAGGUCCAAGAAGACCAAAACACUAACAGCAUUGACCUGCUUCUGUUUGAUUCUCUGACUCCAUCGGCUCCAGUCUCCACUACCAGCAGUAACAGCACUAGUAAUGGAUAUGGCAGUAGCAUUUUUGAUGGCACGCCCACCAGCCUAAAUGUAGAAACCUCGCAAGAAUUCCGAAAAGACAACCCGUUUUUCCGAAGUAAAAGAUCCUACAGUUUGUCAGAGUUAUCAGUCCUACAGUCUCAGUCAGCGUCUCCUUUGCCACCGUCUGAGUUCUUUUCUGGUCUUAAGGCCCCUUCUCCAGAGCAGUUUAAAAACAGAGAGGACUUUAGGGCAGCAUGGUUGAACCACAGGAAGUUGGCACGCUCGUGUCAUGCCCUUGAUUCCUUGGGACAGAAUCCAGGAUGGGGCCAAACACAACCUGUUGAGACUAAUAUUGUUUGUAAGCUGGACAGUUGUGGUGGGGCAGUUCAACUGCCGGACACUAGCAUCAGUAUUCACGUGCCUGAGGGUCAUGUGGCAGCAGGAGAUACCCAGCAAAUCUCCAUGAAGGCUUUACUGGAUCCUCCACUGGAACUAAACAAUGAUAGAUGUACAACAGUCAGUCCUGUAGUUGAGAUAAAACUGAGCAACAUGGAGAUAAAGUCAUCCAUAACUUUGGAGAUGAAGGUGUCUGUAGAGGUGAAGAAAGAGAACAGACAGAUGACCAAGGUUGUCUGUGUCAGGAGUGACAGUAAAGAUGGACCAUACGUGCCAGUUCCUCAAGCCUACAUGUACGGUGACACUGUUCAGGUUCGGCUGGACAGCCUGGAACCAUGUAUGUAUGUUGCAGUUGUGGUCCAGUCCCACAACAUCUCAUUUAAUUUAACAGUUUGGGAUCAUGUGGUGAAAAAGAUUACGUUGGGGCUGUACGGACCCAAGCACAUCCAUCCAUCCUUUAAAACUGUGGUGGCUGUUUUUGGACAUGAUUGCGCUCCUAAGACAUUGCUUGUCAGUGAAGUCGGGAAGCAAGCUCAGUCUGCACCGCCUGUCGCACUUCAGCUGUGGGGGAAGCACCAGUUUGUCCUCAGCCGACCUCAGGAUCUUCAAAUAGGCAUGUACUCAAAUAUGAGCAACUAUGAGGUGAAAACCAAUGACCAGGCCAGGGUGGUUCGUGGCUUUCAGGUAAAACUAGGCAAGGUGAGUCGGCUCAUAUACGUUAUCACGUCUCGAAAUGCUCAAGACUUGUCUGACUUCACCUUACGGGUCCAGGUGAAAGAUGACCAGGAUUGCAUCCUUGCUCAAUUCUGCGUCCAGACACCACAGCCACCUCCUAAAACUGGAGUCAGAUCCAAUGGCCAGCGGAGGUUCCUGAAGAAGAAGGAGGUCGGGAAAAUCCUCUUGUCCCCUUUGGCCAUUACGACUAAAUACCCACAGUUCCAAGAGCGCUGCAUCACCAACUUAAAGUUUGGUAAAUUAAUUAAGACAGUGGUCAGGCAAACAAAGAACCAAUAUUUGCUGGAAUAUAAAAAGGGCGACGUCAUUGCCUUGCUAAGCGAGGAGAAGAUAAAAUUAAAAGGACAAUUGUGGACCAAAGAGUGGUAUAUCGGUUACUAUCAGGGAAAGACUGGACUUGUGCAUGUGAAAAAUGUGCUCGUCUUGGGAAAAGUCAAACCUGUGUACUUCUGCGGCCCAGACCUUACGACCACAAUGCUGCUGGAACAAAUUCUCAAGCCUUGCAAGUUUCUUACUUACAUUUAUGCCUCGGUGAGGACCGUAUUAAUGGAGAACUUGGGGAACUGGAGGGCGUUUGCGGACUCCCUGGGUUACAGUAACCUGCCCUUGACUUACUUCUGCAGGGCUGAUUUGGAUAGUGAACCUGAAAGAGUGGCUUCUGUGCUCGAGAAACUAAAAGAGGAUUGUAACAACAUGGAAACGAAGGAGAAGAAAUCCUUUCAGAAGGAGCUCAUGAUGGCGCUGUUGAAGAUGGACUGCCAGGGUUUGGUGGUGCGCCUCCUGCUGGACUUCGUCCUCUUGACGACGGCGGUGGAGGUGGCGUCUCGCUGGAGGGAACUGGCCGAGAAACUCGCUCGAGUUUCCAAGCAGCAGAUGGACGACUAUGAAGCUCCACACAGAGACCGGAACGGGGUGAUGGACGCGGAGGCCAUGUGGAAACCGGCGUACGACUUCCUGCUAACGUGGGCGGCUCAGAUCGGCGACAGCUACCGCGACGUGAUCCAGGAGCUCCAGCUGGGCCUGGACCGCAUGAAGAACCCCAUCACCAAGCGCUGGAAACAUCUCACGGGCACGCUCAUCCUCGUCAACUGCCUCGACAUGCUGCGAAGCUCCGCCUUCAGCCCCGCCUCCCACGAAGACUUCGCCAUCUAGAGCAUCAGGACGGGAUUUGAUGGACUGUUGUGCAUGUUUUUACCUCAGUAGGACUCCAACAUGCCCUUCCUCACAGUUUAACCUUUGACCUCUUCUGUACGUCUGUCUGUGGCAGUUUGAGUAUUUUAAUGAUUUGCGCCUCCAUCGCUAGUCGUCUCCUCUGGAAGCCGAAAUGCUCUCGCUGUUUUUUAACGGUUUGACGUUUUUAUACGAUUUUUAGAGUCAUCUGUAAAUUAUUUACUUUCAGUAGCGAAUUAAAAAGAAAAACAUUACCUAAUACAACGUCUACUAACACGUGCCGCCAUCGCUGGGGAAGCGUUUGUCCUUUAAAGUGUCCAAUCUGAUCUGCUUUAUUAACAAAGGACAAUCCGUGAUAGAUAGAAAGGUAGAAAUUAUGCUAACGUAGGGUCGCGCUAAGCUCUAACUUGGUGAGACUUUAUGCUUUACAUGUGUUAGGCGUCUUUUUAAAAAUGCUAAUGUUGUUCUUAAAAGUGAUCGAAUGUCAAGAAUUGUGGUUAAACUGUCUGUUUUUUUGUUCAGUGGGAACGAGGCUAAGGCUAGUUACAGCACACCAUCUCUCUAUCCAAAAACACUGUGACAACUCACAGCUGGAGCUACAAUGCUAAUGCUAAGGAAGGUUUCUCAGGGCAGCGUCGAUGACGCUCGGAAUGGCUGUGCACGCUCCGCUGUAUGAAGUGCUUGUCCUGUAUGAGCCUCCCGGGUCACUGUUAGCUGUACGGCAUGUGUGUGUGCUACGUAACGGUUUGCGUUAUGCGAUCAUGAUUUUAAUGUUUGUUUGUUUUUUUGCUCCUAAAACGGAGAUCAUGAUCAUUGAAUUUUUUGUAUUAUUGAGAAAAAAGACAAAAAAAUGUUCAUUUGCGCAAGACAGACUAGCUAAGUCAGAAAGAUUGAGGAAGUGGGCGGGGCUCCGAAGAUGACUGAGUGCAGUGCGGAUCGUCGCAUCUUCUGUUAUAUAUGCGAACCGCGUGUUUUUAAGCUAGUGUAAAAGUUGCUAAUCUAAUCAGAUUGAAGAUGAUCGGAUACGGAAUGGCUACAUUACGCAGCGGCACUGCUAGCUGAUGGACAUGUAACACUGACACAUAAAUGUCUACCUGUUUCUCAGUGUUAAACCUGGUGUAGUGCAUCGCACGCUCGCUCACACACUCUGCAUCUUCUUGUGUAGCGAAGAACACUAGCGAGUGAUUGUAGCUUGUAGCCUGAACGUGCUUUCGUUGCCAAAUUGUGAUCCGUGCUCAGUGCUGAGUGUUCUCCUGAUCGCAGCCAUUCCUUUCCUGUUUCCUUCAUUUUUUUACUCCAGUGUUUUGUAUUUAUAUCUAUCUGCUAGCGUAGCCACGCCUCCUCCUACCCCUCCUCCGUCUCGCACCUGAGCGUGCACGCACAUACACACACACACACACACA